Molecule: messenger RNA, 1696 nt
Organism: Daucus carota subsp. sativus
Lineage: Eukaryota; Viridiplantae; Streptophyta; Magnoliopsida; Apiales; Apiaceae
Exons: 3
Coding region: 182-1294 (370 amino acids)
Cellular component (GO): intracellular membrane-bounded organelle
Source: RefSeq, a predicted model, not a curated record
GUGGCGAUGGACCGAGCCAGUAGAGUUGCCGAGCCCCAGCCGAACUUUCCACUGGACUCUCAAGAUUUAUAGAUAAAUGAUCCACGCUCUUUUGGUUUCUUUCUUGUAGUCAAUUCGUCAAGCACCUUGUGCACACUGUUGACUACUGAGUUUGUGCGCUUCGAGAAUCUAACCUGGAAAAAUGUCCAGACCCACAUCAAAAUUGAUCAUCCGAAGUCUUCAUCGCCAUCUAAUCUCUUUAAAACCCUCGUCAAAUUCUCACCCAAUUGCGAAUUUGACCGGCAUAUCUCAGUUUCUUGCUAAUAAGCCCAAAGUGCAGACACAUAAUUUUACGCCAUGGAUGUUUAAUGGUCAAAGGAAUUAUGGGUUACCUUCAUUUCCUAAAAUCUUGAAAAACCCAGGUGCUCAAUUGAGCUCAAAGUCUAAUUUGGGGUUGUUAGGGUUUAGGCAGUUUUCGAAAAAGGGGUUGAAUUUGGAAGGGAAUGUUUAUGGGAAGUAUGUGAAAGGUGCUGUUGAGAAACCGGUGAAUGUUGCGAAGAAUGUGUUUUCGAGGUAUAGGGAAGCUGCCGGGUUGCAGAUCGAGGCGUUUUGGAAGAGGAAUAGUUUGUUUUUUGUCGGUGCUGGUGGGCUUAUGGUGUGCAUUUUGUUGUGGAGGGUCAUGUUUGGUAUUGCUAAUACUUUUGUCGGGUUGUCUGAAGGCAUGGCUAAAUAUGGGUUUCUUGCUCUAUCCGCGGCAAUGGUUGCAUUUUCCGGAUUGUAUCUCCGUUCAAAAUUCACGAUCAAUCCUGACAAGGUCUAUAGAAUGGCGAUGAGGAGGUUAAACACAUCAGCUGGAAUUCUUGAGGUUAUGGGCGCUCCACUCACUGGAACAGAUUUAAGAGCAUAUGUGAUGUCGGGAGGUGGUCUUACUCUGAAGAACUUCAAAGCAGGGUUUAGGGGCAAGCGUUGCUUUCUUAUAUUCCCGAUUCGAGGAUCUGAGAGAAAAGGCUUAGUAAGCGUCGAGGUGAAGAACAAGAAAGGCCAGUAUGAUUUGAAGUUGUUGGCUGUGGACAUUCCCAUGGCAACAGGACCUGAUCAACGUCUUUUCCUGGUUGGAGACGAAGAGGAGUACAAGGUUGGUGGUGGAUUGAUAGCCGAGCUAAGAGAUCCCGUUGUGAAAGCAAUGGCAGCAGCCAAGGAAUUUGAAGAUCGCGAUGACAAAGAAGACGAGGAGGAUGCUGAAAGAGAACUUGAGGAAGCAGAAAGAAGGCAUCAAGAGGAAAUCGAAAAGCUUGAAAGAGAGAGAUUACAGUGAUUUUGUAUAAAAUCCAAUACUGCUGACAUUUCCUGUCAUGUAUUUUUGUUUUCUCCAAUUAGGUUUGUUAAAGGAGGCCUAGGGCCGUACUCAUGCAAAGGUGGAUUGCAAUCGAUACAGAUGCAUCUUGCAUAUGCAUCAAGAGUUGUUUUACAUAGUUUGUAUCCCUCACCUGGUACCCCGUUGCAUAAAGAGUUUCUACAUAACAUUCUGAUGUACCUGACCAAGGAAAAAGUGAACACUCGUGCAUCACAAAAAGGACCAAAAAUGCUUGACAUUGUUCAUAUUAGCAUUUGUAAUAAGGGGAAAAAUUUAUUUGAUAGCAAGUAAAAGUUUUGUCUUGCUGAUUUGGUUUGGGGUGAACUGACAUUAUAUGAAAGAGAAGAUGGUUUUUAUUUAUAA